AUGGUAGGUUUUGCGGCAAGACGGCUGGAGAAUAUCAAGCAAAAUGAGAUGCUUCUCAGUGAACUAAAGAAUCCCAUACCCAAGGUCGAUCCUCAAUCCAAGCCUGCCAGCAAGCGCGUUAAACGUAGGACCACUCCACCAAGCGCGCCCACAAGACAAUCCAGGCGAAUAGCGGAAGCCAGCACGAAACCAAGUUACAAUGAAGAGCUAGGAGAUGCGUCUGGACCACAGACCUCUUUCAAAACCAGAAAACAGAGUCGGGCAAACUACAACAACGCCGUCGAAUCAACAAGUUCAGAUCCUGAAUCAGAUCCUCAAACUCGCAAAGACGUCAAAUCCAUUCAAGACGGAUGGAUACGAUGGAAGGCAGAAGCUGAUCAGCCGACGCGCAAUGCUUCUGGAGAAUUCCAGUUUGAAUCUCAUCCGGAUUUUCGGCCCAACAAAUCCCCAGAAGAGAUCAUCCGCGAGGGAAGCUUUGGUGGCUCUUACUGGCGACCUUUAUUCUCAAAGCAUCUGGGAAUUACUAUACAGGAUGAUUGGAGAGAACUACCAUCCUCGUGGACUGCAGGAUUGAACGUGGAUGAAUAUCUCACCAGCGACAUAUACAAUCCCGAGAUAAACAAAUACGGCGUCGCAUGCGGGCAAAGCAUUGAAGAAUGGGAAGCAGCUGGCUGGAUCGCGCACGAGUACGACGUCAGGGGUUGGUUUCAGUGGUAUUGUCGCUUCUGGAUGGGUCGUCGCUGUUCUGAUGACGAGCGCCAGAUCAGUCGGUGGAAGAAAUGCGUUGGUGAGACAGGUCGUUGGCGACGGAUAUUGCUCAAGAAAUACGUGGCUUUGGGGAUACGGACGGUGUUCGCGGAUGAUGGGAGAGAUGAAGAUGAGGUUGAUGUGAGUCCUGUGGUGCAUCAGACUUGUCACCACUGGGCAUACGAAGUUCGGCAAGACGCCUUGGAGAGAUUCUGGGCUGAUGGAAGAUGA
This is a messenger RNA of Fusarium proliferatum ET1, 978 nucleotides long. RefSeq lists its product as uncharacterized. Lineage: Eukaryota; Fungi; Ascomycota; Sordariomycetes; Hypocreales; Nectriaceae. The record is from RefSeq and is a predicted model, not a curated record. The transcript has a single exon. The coding region runs from base 1 to 978 and encodes 325 amino acids.